Messenger RNA from Anopheles gambiae (African malaria mosquito), 3571 nucleotides. RefSeq names its product venom carboxylesterase-6. The record is from RefSeq and is a predicted model, not a curated record. Bases 259 to 2127 code for a protein of 622 amino acids. NCBI's taxonomy places the organism in Eukaryota, Metazoa, Arthropoda, Insecta, Diptera, Culicidae. The transcript is spliced from 6 exons.
UAUCUUUUUUACUUCAGUCAGUUAUGAGAGCUGUGCGUAACAGUUGAAUGUACAUUGUUGAGCUUGUGUUAGGUGUAUUGUAGGUGAUCAAUGUAAUAUUAUUGUACCGAUUCUGUAUUGUGAACUAUACAAUUGGUUGCUUGAUGAUAUUUCAUCGACUUCAACUACCAAGUGGUUAUGAUUAUAUGGAUAAGUGAUAGUUUCAAAAGUGUCUGUUUUAUGAUAUUGGGCUAGAGUUUAUUUCACUGUUAAAAAGCCAUGUGUUUCAGCUUCGCGUUGCAAAAAUGGACGAAUGUCGAGCUAAUAUUGUUCAUCGUCAUUAUCACUUCCAUUACAACUGAUGGGCGAACUUCAGAUAAAUUAAAAAUCACUUUACCUCAUGGUGGUAGACUCAUUGGAAGAUAUUUGAACACAUUUAGUGGUCAAGGCAUUCUCGCCUUUUUAGGCAUACCGUAUGCAAAACCACCAAUUGAAGAUUUACGUUUUAGAGCCCCUGUACCUUACGGACCUUGGUCAGGUGAUCUAAUGGCAACUACUGAUUCACCAUUAUGUACACAACGAGAUCCCUAUCGCAGAGACGAAUCCAUUUCCGGUGUUGAGGAUUGCUUACAUCUAAACGUAUAUGUGCCUGAGCGGCCAAGAUCGCUGUCGGUGGAUGCAAAUAUGACACAUCCAGUUUUAUUUCCUGUGAUGGUUUUCUUUCAUGGUGGUGGUUGGCAAUGUGGCUCUGGAACUCGUUCUUUCUAUGGUCCCGAUUUCUUGCUCGAACAUGAUGUUAUCUACAUUGGAGCAAACUUUCGUCUCGGGCCACUCGGAUUUCUAAGCACUGAACAAGUGGAUUGUCCAGGAAAUAAUGGUUUAAAGGAUCAAAGUUUAGUCCUACGAUGGAUUAAUGAGAACAUAGCCUCUUUUGGAGGGGAUCCGAAAUCGGUUACUAUAUUUGGAGAAAGUGCGGGAGGAGCAAGUGGAACAUAUCACAUGAUGUCACCUUUAUCGAAAGGUUUAUUUCAUCGAGUUAUUUCUCAGUCAGGAGUGAAUUUGGAUGCCUGGGCUCAGCCAGCACAUCCAGGAGUAGCAAGAUCCCGAUCUAUUCAGCUUGGUAAAAUGUUGAAAUGUACAAAAACCAAUGAUGGAAGUUAUAUUGAGAUGCUGGAUUGUCUCCGAAGAGUCCCUGCGGAAGAAAUCACAAGAAAAUUCUAUGAUUUUUAUCUUUGGGACACGGAUCCAAUGAUCCCAUUUCCGCCUGUUAUAGAACCUGACAUUCCGGGAGCUUUUAUAACAAAACAUCCUAGAGAUGAAUAUGAGCCACAUGCUAUUGAACUUCCAUGGAUGACUGGAUUAACGUUUGAUGAGGGAGCUCUAAAAAGUGCAUCGCUGAUAAAUAUCCCCGAGCUUCGUAAGAGUUUGAAUGAUCACUGGGAUCGUGCGUUACCUAUUUCAUUAUAUUACGAUCAUCAUGAACCUGAGAUGCAGCGACAAAUUACACAGAAAAUAAAUAGUUUCUACUUUAAAAACCAGAAACUCGUAACUGCAACCGAGAGAAAUUUAACAAAUUUGUAUUCGGAUGCAUGGUUUUUAGCAGGCAUGGAUGAGUACUUGCGGAUUCGUUUGUUAGGACAUAAUAAGCGAAACUCGACAUUAAAAGUAGGAGAAACAUAUGUUUAUCUCUUCGCUCAGAAAGCUUCUGCUAGUUUCACGGAAAUAUUUAAAGGAGGAGCAGAAAAUUACUAUGGUGUUUGUCAUGCGGAGGAACUUCAAUAUAUUUUCCCGAUUGCAAAGGAAAUUCCAAACUUUCAGACAGCUAUUCCUACGGAAGAUGAGCUAGAGAUACGGCGCGUUAUUUUAAAGCUUUGGAUUAAUUUUGCUCGCACCGGCAAUCCAACUCCAGGGGAUGAAAAGGACAAUACUUCCGCUCAAAAUCAGUUGCUGCCUCAGUGGCGUCCAGCUGACAGUUUUCCUCUAAGGUAUCUUCGAAUAGGAAGAUUAGAUUCUUCUAAGGAACCGAUUGUAGCUUUAGAAACAGGGCUUUUUGAAGAACGUGCAGCUUUCUGGCGAAAACUUAGAGCACAUCAUUAUACAAAUUCUUUCGCUAUUGGUAGCAAUUCUAAGUUGCGAGAUGAGCUUUAAAAGCAUGAUUAACUGAAAAAUAUUAAAAACAAAGUAAAAAAUUUCAAUCGUUCUCUUGUUACUUCAUGUAAGAAUGUCAGUAUUACAUUCGUGAUAUUGAGCAUUAAAAAGGGAAUAGAAUGAUAUUACAAAGGGAUUUUUCUUUAGACUAACCCUGCAACCAUUACACCUAGUAAUAGAGUAAAAAACAUUCAGCUGUAAAUAAAUUUUUAGCACAUCUCAAACAUCAGUACGAAUAUAGGGUAAAUGUACCAGUAUCGGGCAGGUUAAUGCAGCAGUUUCACAAAAACUGCACGUACACUUACAAUUUUUAUUUUAUCUCAUGAAAGUGACGAUAUUUUGAAUGAUUAACUAUUGUUUUCUGUUGUGAUAUUUUUUAUUUGCCGAAAUGAAUUUUUUAGAAAUAUUCGUGAAAAUGGAAACACUGUUUUUGUUCCUAUUUUCGGCAGUUUGCUCCUAUUUUCGGCAGGCUGUGCUUCUAUUUUCGGCAACGCGAAUACGGGUCGGAAAAUAUUAUUAUUAAUGCAAAUAGGUUGACAACAAUAUUUAAAACUGAUUUACACUCUCAUUUUCCUAAGAUGUAUAGAAAAGUAUUUAAAUUAUUAAUUUUAUGUUGCCCAUUUUGGUCAUUUAGCUGGCAGUUUUUACAGUCUCUUUGAUGUGAGUUACAAAUAAAGGAGGCAUUGCAGAAAAGAGACAUAUGUCUAGUAUAGACAACGACUCUGACUGACUCAUAAAUUAUUAUUUUUCUCUGAAAUCAUUGAAUUUUUUAUAAUAAAUUCUGCAUACUUUCAUUGGUUUAUUGCUUCGGUUCUCUUAAUAACGAAAGCUGCCGAACUAUUGGCUGACAGCAAAUCUGACGAAAAAUGCUGAGCUCUGCACAUUUUGUUUGAUAUUUUGAAAAGUAUACUAAGAAAUGUUGUGAAACUUCGUAAAUGAAUAACAAAUGAGCAUAUCUUUAUGUUCAGACAAUUUUCAACGCGUUUUUUGCAUGAUUUCACGUUUUUAGUUACCCUUCCGAAAACUGGUACAAUUACCCUAGUAUUUUUUCAAAAAUGUAUAAAUUGAUAUUGUAAAAGUAUACACAAAAUGUUGUUAUGUUAAACCUACCUGUGGAUUUGCUUAGCAUAAACAUUAACUCUAAUAUGACAUUUAUCGAUUUCGGAAAAUCCUAUAUUUUUUUUAUGCCGGUCAUUGUUUUACAUCAAACAUUACAAAAUAUAUCACAUGAACAGACAAAGUCAUGUUCAUCGAGCGACUAUAGUUUUUAGGCACAUGCGCAGUGUACUGGUGAAUAUUCACCUCAUAUCUUUUAUUCUUCCAUCUGACAGUGAAAAUAUAUAGUCAGAACGUUUAAUAACUUGCUGCUAUUACGACUAUCAACCACAUACAAAGUAACCCAUAUCCAUCCAAGCAUUUUGAAUAAAUUAUGUUUUGUUACUAA